Molecule: messenger RNA, 342 nt
Organism: Ostertagia ostertagi
Lineage: Eukaryota; Metazoa; Nematoda; Chromadorea; Rhabditida; Trichostrongylidae
Source: the annotation of a GenBank genome assembly
AUGCGUCAGAACGUCGCCAAGAUCGCGUCGAGCAUCCUCAUAGGAUUCCGUUCAAUGCUUGAUCAGUUGGACUGGAUGACAGCGGCCUCUAAGAAGGGUGCUUACAGCAAGAUCGACAACCUUGUCAAGAAUAUCGCUUAUCCGGACUGGAUCACCAACGAUACUCAGUUGACCGAAUACCAUAAGAACCUAGGCAUACAAGUGAACAAGGACGAUUACCUCACCAUGGUGUCAAAGGCACAAACAUUCGCCGCUUACACAUCGUGGGAUGCUCUUGUCUCCGGACCGGUCAAUCGUGUUGACUUCCUUGGACCACCAGGAACAACGAAUGCCUGGUAUCAG